GUGGCGCGGCCUCCCGCCGCCCGAAUCACUCUCAGCCCCGCCCCUCGCGCGGCGGGCGCGGUCACGUUACUGCGCAUGCGCUCUCCGCGCGCCCGCAACCGCCGUGAGGACGUAAGUCCUUCGGCGUGGUAGUUUCCUUAGAGACGGAAUCGACCUAAGCUGCGGCCACCGAGAGACCUAGACAGUGAGACUCCUGGAGAAGCCAAGAUGCCCGCCAAGGACAAGAAGAAAGGCAAGAACAAAGGCAAAGACAAAAACAAAGACAAGAAGGUAAUAAAACAAGAAGACUCUGUGAUUCAUCAAGCCAAAGCCAGUGCUUCCCUCUGGGAGGCCAGGUUGGAAGUCACAGAACUCUCUAGGAUUGAGUAUCUUGAGACUUCCCGAAGACUGGCAAAAAAUAAUGAGGACUUAAAGAAUCAGCAGUAUAAAAUGGAAAAAGAUACAAUGUCUGUAUUAAGCUACCUGAAGAAGCAAGAUCAAGAAAAAGAUAAUAUGAUUGAAAAACUGAAACAACAGUUGGCUGAAACAAAGGAAAAAGCCAAAGAGGAAAGGGAAAAAUUGGAACAAAAGUAUACUGUGCAAAUACGUGAAUUGGAGGGACAGUUUAAUCAAAAAGCCAAAGAAAUUGGCACGAUUCAGACAGAGCUAAGAACAAUAAAACAAUUCCAGAAAAGAAAAAUCCAAGUGGAGAAAGAAUUAGAAGAUCUGAAAGAAAAUUUAAGAAAUUCAGAGAAGAAACACCAAGAAACUCUUAGAAGACUAGAAGGCAGAUUUUUUGAAGAAAAGCACCGUCUAGAGCAAGAGGCUGAGAAGAGGAUAGUAACACUGGCAGAGAGAGCCCACCAUGAAGCUCUGGUGCAAUUGAACUCUGCUGGAAGAAAUGUUUUUAAAGAGAAUGUUUAUCUUCACAAAGCUCUCACAUACCACUUAAAGGAAGCUGAAGUGCAACAGAGAAACUCCGAGAAGUUGCAAGAAAGUCAUUCUUGCCUUUUACAUCAAAAGGAGACCAAUGAGCUUUUGAUUAGAGAAAAGAUUUUGCAACUUACCCAGCAGAAGUCACAAAUCCAAACUCUUCAGAAGAAGGUGGUAAGCUUGGAAAAUGCUCUGGGUUGCAUGACCACAGAGUUUGAGACCGAAGUUUUGAAACUGCAGCAAAAGGCAAUAAUAGAGAACCAAGCCGGGCAGGUAGAAAUUGAUAGGCUGCAGCAACUUCUUCAGAUGAAGGACAGGGAAAUGAAUCGAGUGAAGAAGCUUGCUAAAAACAUAUUGGAUGAGAGAACAGAAGUGGAGAAGUUCUUUCUAGAUGCUCUAUACCAAGUGAAGCAACAGAUUCUGAUCAACAGGAAGCAUUAUAAGCAGAUAGCACAAGCUGCUUUCAACUUAAAAAUGAGAACAGCAUGUGCAGGAAGAACAGAAUAUCCUAAAAUCAGGACAUUUGAUGGCAAAGAAUACAGCACCAAUAGUGUGAAGCAGGAUCUUAUGGAGGCUGAAAAAUGGCCAAGUACUCAAACUAAUGUGGAUAUUGGAGAUUUGACCUGGGAGCAGAAGGAGAAAGUCUUAAGGUUGCUCUUUGCAAAAAUGAAUGGUUUUGCUGCUAGGAAAUGCAACCAAAGUUCUAAGUCUUCUGUUCCAGACCAUAUUAUUUUUGACAAUGGAGGAACAAAAGAAACUGGGAAUGAAAUUAACCUUCCAGAUCAAACCUUCAUCACCCAGCAAGUUCAAGUAUCUGACACCAAUGAAAGGGUGCUACCUGGUGUUAUUCCAGAACUACUGGACUCUCACACAGUAAGGAGCCUGCAAUCAAACAGUAUACUGCUGUUACCUUUCACCAUGCAGCAUCUUUCUGAUUCAGUUCUCUACUAUCCAAAUAGCUCUCAGGGAUAAUAACAAAUAGCACUGGUAUGAGAGAAUACAAAA
Nannospalax galili (Upper Galilee mountains blind mole rat) is the source of this 1917-nucleotide messenger RNA. RefSeq names its product basal body orientation factor 1 (gene Bbof1). Lineage: Eukaryota; Metazoa; Chordata; Mammalia; Rodentia; Spalacidae. The record is from RefSeq and is a predicted model, not a curated record. The transcript has 11 exons. Bases 208 to 1884 code for a protein of 558 amino acids.